This is a messenger RNA of Bipolaris maydis ATCC 48331, 1017 nucleotides long. RefSeq lists its product as uncharacterized. NCBI's taxonomy places the organism in Eukaryota, Fungi, Ascomycota, Dothideomycetes, Pleosporales, Pleosporaceae. The record is from RefSeq and is a predicted model, not a curated record. Gene Ontology annotation, molecular function: transmembrane transporter activity. Gene Ontology annotation, cellular component: plasma membrane. Gene Ontology annotation, biological process: transmembrane transport.
AUGUCAGGAGCUAACCCCCAUGUCAAAUGUAAGUGCUUCCAUAUCAACCUUCCAAUUGGCGGUCUGGUGGCGGGGUCCAUUUUGAUCUCCUUCAAGACUCCUUCAGCCGCUCCGCGAGUGCAAGCCACACACAAGGAGAAGAUUCUACAAAUGGACUUCCCGGGAACUGCGCUUGUGAUGAGAGAAUCCCUCUGCUUGCUUCAAGCUCUUCAGUACGGUGGGAUAACACAUCCUUGGAAGUCCAGUCUCAUCAUCAGCUUACUCGUUGGCUUUAGUCUCAUGGUUAUUGCAUUCAUCAUCGUAGAAAUAUGGCAAGGUGAGCGCGCAAUGAGGAUCCCACGUCUCAUGCGUCAACGGACGGUCUGGGUCAAUUCUGUAUGGGUUUUUCCUUUGCCGGCUUGUAAUUCAUCACGAUCUUCUAUCUAUUCCCAAAGCGUCGAUAACCGUAGUGCAAUUAGCUCUAGCGUGUGCAACAUUUCUCUCAUCGGCUUUUCCAGCAUUGCCCCAUUUGGCUGUGGUAAAACCAUGUCAAAGACAGGUAUCGCUACCUCAAUUCUCAUGGCUAGCUCUGUGGUUGUGACCAUCUCCGCCAGCCUGUUGUACACACUUGAUAUCGGAACAUCGACAGGAAAAUGGGUUGGAUACCAGAUAUUGGUGGGCUUUGGAUACGGCAUGGGCCUCCAGAUCCCGCUCGUCAUUGUGCCAGCUUUCGCCGCACCGACCGACAUCGCUCCUGUGACCGGCACAAUUAUUUCCGCACAGUCCGGCUUCGAUAACCAGCUCUUGCGCAAGCUUCAUAGUACCGCACCAUAUGUCGGCCACUCCCAAAUCAUAUCUACGGGUGCUACAGCCCUGCGUCGGGUAUUCUACAAAGCUGAGCUGGACGGCGUCAUCAGUGCGUACGCUGGGGGCAUCAAGGUUGCCUUCGCAAUUACUAUCGCAUCCUGCUCCAUCAGUGCCCUCACUAGCUUGGCCCCGAAAUGGGAUAAUACGAACAAAACGAAAGCCAGCACUUGA